ACGAUUGCGACGGAACGAAGGAUUGAUAGAGGAAUGUGGGGAAAGUUUGUAUUACAACGAGUUAAAAUUCAAUUAGAAGGUUUGGCAACAAAUUGGAUUGGAUUUUUAAAUUGCGUUAAUAUUAUUUUAUGUGACAAAAUUGAACUGUCAAUGUGAAUUACGGCGAAUUACGGUAACAAACCUUCCGAAAAUGGAAGUGCCAAGUGGUGAAUUAUUCGGAUACGACAUUUUGUUGGAAAUACCGUUUUCAAUUGAGAAGAAUUUGGUUAUUUUUGUUGAUUUAUUUUUGUUAAGUUAACAUUCAUUGAAAAUAUGGAAAAUAAUUAUGAACCUAGUGUUGGAUAUGCAAAUUUAAUGCAUAAUUUGCCUGAUUUUGUGCAAAAGCUAUCAGCUGAUUCGAUUUCCCCUGGAAGAAUGGCAGUGUUAAAUGACAAUUAUGGUCACCUUAGUUCGAGCGUCUCAAGCGUCACAGAGCGGCCACAUCUCUCUGAAGUGGCUACAAGCAGUGUUUGUACAGCCAGGCCAGUCCCGAUGUCAGUGUUGCAAUCACAACAUUCAGCUGAAGAUAUUAAACCAAAGAUUAAAGUUGAGGAGAGCAGCAUCCAACCAGCUGACUCUAACUCCCCGAAGCAGCCUUUUGUGCCGUGUAAGGUGUGUGGGGACCGAGCCUCUGGUUACCAUUACGGCGUCACCAGCUGCGAGGGAUGCAAGGGAUUUUUCCGUCGGAGCAUUCAGAAGCAGAUCGAGUAUCGCUGUUUGAGGGACGGGAAGUGCAUGGUCAUACGACUCAACCGCAAUCGCUGCCAAUACUGCCGCUUUAAGAAAUGUCUCGCUGUUGGCAUGUCUCGAGACUCGGUGCGGUUUGGAAGAGUUCCUAAGCGUUCAAAGAGCAUGGAGGAGGCGCAAGUGAGUUCAACGGACCCAUGUUUGGACCAGACUUCACUGGAGAGCAAACAGCUUGCGAUAUAUGACAUCAUCCUCAGUGUCUCUCAGGGUCACCUCGCAAACUGUGGGAUCACUGAUGACAAACUUAAAACCCUCCACAGACACCAUUCCACCCUGAUGACGAAGAUCGAGAUCCCGGAUCAGCCAGUCCAGUUUACAGAUGACGAGUUGGAAAAACAGCGACUUCUCAUGUGGCAGUGUUAUGCCCACCUCACCACUCCCGCCAUACAGAGCAUGGUUGAGUUUGUCAAAAGGAUUCCAGGCAUCUUGGACCUAGCACAGGAUGACCAGCUGAUCCUAAUCAAGACAAGCUUCUUCGAGAUGUGGGUGACGAGGAUGGCUCGAAUGUUCAACCCGGAGGAUUUCUCACUCACUUUCGAGGAUGGCAGCAUUAUACAGAAGGAUGAACUCGCUGUUGUGUACUCGCCAGAGUUUGUUAGUGCAAUGUUUGACGUGGCAGGAAACAUCAACGGGCUGAACCUGAAUGAUACAGAGAUUGGUCUUCUAUCCGCUGUGAUUCUUUCAACUCCAGGUGCGUUUGCUGGCCAGGCAACAGAUCGGCAUGAUGUGAAAGAUCAAAAGGCUGUAGAGGCACUGUGGGACCGACUCAUCGAGGCCCUCAAAUUGCAGUUGAAGCGAAACCACUCAACUGAGGAAAACCUGUUUGGAACCGCCCUUGUUAAACUGUCAGAGCUACGCACCCUUGGGUCACACCAUAACGAGCUGUUGAAGUACUAUCGAGCAAACUGGCAUCGAUGUGUAAUUCCCCCGCUGUUCUCGGAAAUCUACGAUAUUCCGAAAAAUGAGCAGCAGUUUCCUCCUCCACCUCCUCCACCUCCUCCACAUUAUGAUCAGGGCAGCAGCAAUACAAAUAUACCUCACUCAUGAACAUGGGAAAAACUACUUGCAAAACAUUUAUUACCUAAGACAUCAUUGAUUUGAAUUCAAUAUAGUUUAACUAUGUGCAACAGUUUCAUCCUAUUCCGUUCAGUUUUUUGUGUGCUUUUUCGCAGUAGUUCAACAUAGACUGUGUUUGGUCUGUGCUUUUUACCUGAUGCAGAAUGUGCAUAUACAAUGUGGUUAACCUCAGGCAUGACAGUGCCUGCAUCUGGCUAGUACCUGCACACCACCGAUAUGCUGUGUGUUACCUCAGGCAUGACAGUGCCUGCAUCUGGCUAGUACAUGCACACCACCGAUAUGCUGUGUGUUACCUCAGGCAUGACAGUGCCUGCAUCUGGCUAGUACAUGCACACCAGUGACAUGCUGUGUGUUACCUCGGGCAUGACAGUAACCGCAUCUGGCCUGUACCUGCACACCACCGAUAUGCUGCGUGUUACCUCAGGCAUGACAGUGCCUGCAUCUGGCCAGUACCUGCACACCAGCGACAUGCUGUGUGUUACCUCAGGCAUGACAGUGACUGCAUCUGGCCUGUACCUGCACACCACUGAUAUUAUGUGUGUUACCUCAGGCAGGACAGUAACCGCAUAUGGCCAGUACCUGCACACUACUGAUAUGUUGUGUGUUACCUCAGGCAUGACAGUUACUGCAUCUGGCCAGUACCUGCACACCACUGAUAUGCUGUGUGUUUCCUCAGGCAUGACAGUGCCUGCAUAGGGCCAGUAUCUGCACACCACCGAUAUGCUCUGUGUGUGUUACCUCAGGCAUGACAGUAACCGCAUCUGGCUAGUACCUGCACACCACCGAUAUGCUGUGUGUUACCUCAGGCAUGACAGUAACCGCAUCUGGCCAGUACAUGCACACCACCGAUACGCUGUGUGUUACCUCAGGCAUGACAGUAACCACAUCUGGCUAGUACCUGCACACCACUGAUACGCUGUGUGUGUUACCUCAGGCAUGACAGUGCCUGCAUCUGGCUAGUACCUGCACACCAGUGACAUGCUGUGUGUUACCUCAGGCAUGACAGUGCCUGCAUCCGGCUAGUACCUGCACACUACUGAUAUUCUGUGUGUUACCUCAGGUAUGACAGUAACCGCAUCUGGCCAGUACCUGCACACUACUGAUAUGUUGUGUGUUACCUCAGGCAUGACAGUGCCUGCAUCUGGCCAGUACCUGCACACUACUGAUAUGUUGUGUGUUACCUCAGGCAUGACAGUUACUGCAUCUGGCCAGUACCUGCACACCACUGAUAUGCUGUGUGUUUCCUCAGGCAUGACCGUGCCUGCAUCUGGCCAGUAUCUGCACACCACCGAUAUGCUCUGUGUGUGUUACCUCAGGCAUGACAGUGCCUGCAUCUUGCUAGUACCUGCACACCACCGAUUUGCUGUGUGUUACCUCAGGCAUGACAGUAACCGCAUCUGGCUAGUACAUGCACAACACCGAUACGCUGUGUGUUACCUCAGGCAUGACAGUAACCGCAUCUGGCUAGUACCUGCACACCACUGAUACGCUGUGUGUGUUACCUCAGGCAUGACAGUGCCUGCAUCUGGCCAGUACCUGCACACCACCGAUACGCUGUGUGUGUUACCCCAGGCAUGGCAGUGCCUGCAUCUGGCCUGUACCUGCACACCACUGAUACGCUGUGUGUUACCUCAGGCAUGACAGUAACCGCAUCUGGCCAGUACAUGCACACCACCGAUAAAGCUGUGUGUGUUACCACAGGCAUGACAGUGCCUGCAUCUGGCCAGUACCUGCACACCACCGAUAUGAUGUGUUACCUCAGGCAUGACAGUAACCGCAUCUGGCCAGUACCUGCACACCACUGAUAUGCUGUGUGUUACCUCAGGUAUGACAGUAACCGCAUCUGGCCAGUACCUGCACACCACUGACAUGCUAUGUUAGCACAUAAGCAAAAAAUAUGAAAAAUUAGAUAUGCCUGUUUGUUCAUUUAGGGUUUUCUAAAUUCAGGGAUGCAAGGCAGUGUCAGUUAAAGUGACAUCCUAUCAGGUUGUUUUAUUAAUUUCAUACCAGACAGUAUUCACUCUUUGGUGAUCUUGUCAUACGCUUGGUGAUCAUGUCAUACGCUUGAUGAUCUUGUCAUAUUCAUUCGUUGAAUUGUAUAUCAGUCUUCGAAUUGCUUUUAUUGUUUCAUUUUCUGUAAGCCUAAAGUUUUGUGUAAAAAUAUUGUUAUUCUGUAAAAAACAAAAAACAAAUAUGCCUAGGUCAUUAUACUUGUUAUGUAUGUCUUAAUAGGUAAUGAAUGAUAUAUCCCAUUCUCGAUAUAAAUUGUAAGUCUUUCUUGCCAAAACAACAACAACUCAACCAUAGGAAAACAGUUAAUAUCUGAAGAAGUUAAAUUCUUUUUUUGCAUAGGUCUAUUUGAAUACUUAAUUGUGCACUAUGUGAAACAUGCAAUGAGUUCAUGUUUCAAGGAUUGUGAAGGCGUAUUUGUAGUCAGCAUUAUUGUAGCAUUCUUGUGCCAUUAUAUUUGUUAAUACAAACACAUCUGUUGUCAUAAUGGAGAAUUUAUACAACAAAAGAAUCACAAACAUCUAUAUAUGUUUGAUCCCAAAGAUCUGUACUUUCUUCAGGUCCCUUAUUAAAGCUAAUGACUAAAUGUCUGUCAAUUAAUGGCAGGGCAAUCACUCAGUCACAGUUGUUAAAUAUGUUUUUUUCCCUUUAUCUUACAAAUGUAUUUCUGCUGUUAAGUAAUGUCCUCUCUUUUUAAGAUAAGUAUUGCGAUGUUAAAAGUACAUCUCAGUUCUGUACAAUUAUGGAUGUUUCUGACACCCCCCUUUCCAUACAAGAAUCAGUUUGUGUUAAGAAUAUAUUUGAGUGUUACCAUGUAUUUUGUUAUAUCAUUUAAUGUUGUUUGUGUCAUGAAGUAUAGCUUAAACAGUGUUAUCAAUAAGAACUUGCUGCCGGCCAAAAUUAAUGGUUCAAAUGGCUAUUGGACUAGUUCAGAUUUGGAAAAAUAAGUGGUUUUUAUGUAGAUUAACUAGAAGGUUAGUUUCUGUACUGUAUGAGACAGUUCAACCGGAAUUCAUUGAGAAGCUGCUUAUAUGAUUCACAUCAAAGUGUAUGAGAGAUAUAGUAUGUUCUACAUCAAAAUGUUGAGAAUUCAUGCUUAAUCAGUCACUGAAUGCUUAUUUGGUGCACAUAUCUCACCGCAGAUCAUACACGUAGCUUUAAUGUUAACCACACUGUGUUGUUGUACUAAUUUUUUAUUAAUGAUAUGCUUUGUCAGUCGUAAAUUCUGAAUUAAUUACCCUAAAUUUCCUGUACUUUCAUAUUUUAUGAAGUAAAUCUGAUUUAAAUUUGAAACUGACAAAAUCCAGUUUAUGACUAAUCUAUCAAGCUAUGUGUCAUAGUGUUUUAUAUAGAAACAGAAAUGUGUUAUAUCUUGAUAAUUUAGAUUAUUGAAACAUGCAUCCACAAUGUUCGUCCAUUCAAAUCAAAGUAAAAAUGCCCUUUAUCCGUAAUGUUCAUGAAAAUGCCCAUUUCAAGAUUAAAAUGUUCUGAAGUCAUUUCUUUCUGGAGGGGAAAAUGAAAGAAUUGUUUCUUUACUUUAUUUUUGCUUCUGUAAUACACCAUUUAUGAAGGAGGUAACUUUGAUCUCACUAUAAACUGUGAACCGGUGCCUGUUAUGUUGUUAAUGUAGUAGAUUUUAUUUUAUUUAUGUUAUGACAGCUUUUGAAUGUAAUUAUUUUGACAAGAGUAAAUGGUUUUGCUUUUUAAGUUAUUCCCUUUUGUAGAAAUGAUAAAUGGUAUUUAAAUUUGAAGAUUAUUUGAAUACAUUUAAAAAACAAAUUUUAUUUAAAAAUAUAUGACGACUUUGAGAAUUUUUUUUUAUUUAAAAUGUUAAUAGGUUUUAAAAUUUAAAAAUGUUAACGAUUAAGAUACAUAACAAAUUUUGCUUUAAUGAUUCUAAAUGUUAAUUGGGCUAUUAUCCUGCCUAGCGAUCAUUUACGACUUUGUUAAAGUCUGUGUUACAUUCAUGCCAUUAGUGAAUUGUUAUUAAGUAUGUUUUUCUAUCCCCGGUGAACUAAAUAUGUGCACAAUGAAUGUUUAUGUGAUCAGUUACUUACUUUAAUGGCACAGACUGAAAAUAUUGCUAAAAUAUAUGCCACAUGCGUAUGUUACUGAUGUAUUUUAAUAUUUACACAUGUUACACGUUCAUGUAUGCUUGUCUAUUAGGUAUAGUUAUGAAAUAACAUUGUGUUGAACUGUUUUGUGUUAUGAAAGAUUGAAGUGUCUUAAACAAAGAAGGGAUGCAUGCACAAGGUUUCAUUUAGUUGUGCGUAGUAUUUGUGAAGUUGAUGUGUAUAUUAUGUUAAUAUGUGCAUAUGUGUACUACUUUUAUGGCUACAUUUCUAGCGUUUACUUUUAUCAAGUCUUAUCAUUAAUUAACCUCCUAUAAACCUGUCAUAAACACAAGUCUAUGUUGAUUUUUGUCUGAAAGUUAUGGGUGAUGUAAAUACGCUUAAAUAACUUCCGUUGUUAACCUCAAAAUCAUAUGUUCGUGGCAAUCUUUGUUAGACAAAAAAUCUUGACUGAUAAUACCAUUUACUAACAAGGAAAUUAUUUGGAAAUAACUGUCAGAACAAGUAUUUCAUGAAAGACAAACCUCAGGGAAACCAUUUUGCUGUGAAGUACCUCAUUUUCUCACAGAAAGUGCUAAAUAAUUCUUUACAUCAUUAUAUGUAUGUGUUCUGUGUUCUUUAAACAUGUUCAGAAAGCACAAUGUUUGCUACAUAGAUUUGUAAAUUAUGACACAGUGUUUGAACUUCUAUCUUCCCUCUUUUAAUUAUGUCACAGUGUUUGAACUUCUAUCUUGCCUCUUUUAAUUAUGUCACAGUGUUUGAACUCCUAUCUUGCCUCUUUUAAUUAUGUCAGUGUUUGAACUUCUAACUUGCCUCUUUUAAUUAUGUCAGUGUUUGAACUUCUAACUUGCCUCUUUUAAUUAUGUCAGUGUUUGAACUUCUAACUUGCCUCUUUUAAUUAUGUCAGUGUUUGAACUUCUAACUUGCCUCUUUUAAUUAUGUCAGUGUUUGAACUUCUAACUUGCCUCUUUUAAUUAUGUCAGUGUUUGAACUUCUAACUUGCCUCUUUUAAUUAUGUCACAGUGUUUGAACUUCUUACUUAACCCUUUACUUAUGUCAGAACAAUUGAACUUCUAUAUUGCCUCUACUACAGUGUUUGUACUUCUAUCUUGCCUUUGUUACAUAUGUCACAGCAUUGGAACUUCUAUCUCCCCUCUGUUACUUAUGUCACAGCAUUGGAACUUCUAUCUUGCCUCUGUUACUUGAUGGAUAACUUUAAGAUGGUUGAUGGUAAAUUGGAAGUAUUCAUAGGAUGGUUGAUGUUAAAUUUAAAGAAAGAAAACUGUGUGUUGCAUUGCUAUGGUUACUAUACCCCAUCAUUUGUAAUUCCUUUUGAGAAAAAAUGGGAGUUUAAAAAAUGGUGUUUUUCAACAACUUUAUAAGCGAACUAUGUGCUGGAUGUGCUAUUGUUUUGAAGUAUAUUUUUCAGUGAUAGGAUUUUGCAAAGAAUGUCACUUUGAUUGAAAAACUUGUUCAACCCCUUUUACUUAGUAUGACAUAAAUUAUUGUUAUUAUACCGAUAUUUUGGCUGUACAAUACACUGUGCUUUGUCUGUAGUAGUGCUUUUAAAGGUUUCUUUCAUAAAUAUAGAGCUAUUUUGUUUUAACUUUGUUUCAGUUUUAUUUUCAGUUUCGCUUACAUGUUAUUUUGAUGUUCUCUAGAACUCAGUUGUGCUUUGAAUGUUACAAACAAGUGUUGUCGUCUUUUAUCCAUGUUAUGGUUAUCUAGUAUUGAUAUAUACGGUAGUUUGUAUCAAUUUUGCAAAGGUUUAAUGUGUGUUUUAUUUCAUGAAUCAAUCAGGCCGCCAAUUCAAAAUGAUGUGAAAUAUAAUUCUAUGGUUGCCAAGGAUAAAGUAAUGAUUAUGUGAAUUUUAAUGCUUGUGAAUAUGGCUGCAGUAAAGUACUUUCAAAACUCCCAUCAAGUGACAAAGUAUUAUUAAUAUUAUGUGAUGAGGAGAGCAUUUGGCUGUUAAUUGUGUUUGUGAUUAACGACAAUGAUUUAAUUGAUGACUGUGUUUUUGUUUUUCUUAUAAAACAUUCAUGAUCAACUUGAAACAUUAUUGAAUGUCAUGGUCAUUAUGUACUGAUACAUAUUAUUCUGAUGUCCUGUGUUCCAUUUCAUUGAAUACUGUACGGACAGUGAGUUUUUCCAUGGGAGAAGGUCUGUUGAAACUGAUAGUGCAUUUAUAUCUGAUCAUUUAAAGAAAUCAGUGAAAACAGCUAUCAGUUAUUCAGCUGAAAAUGCUACGUUUUCAAUGCAUUUUCAUGAAGCCUUUAGAUAUUUCAGUAAGAUAAAUAGUGGAUUAUUAUCUGUAUCAGUGUAAGAUGGCAGUAUCUUUCAUGGAAUGAGUACCAAAAGUUAUAUUUUGGCUCUGCCAUGAGUGAAAGUUUUACUUCAGUAUUCACUGGUUGAGAUUUAUAACAAUCUUCCACUGAAACAGUUUUAUUUUUCAUGCUUGUAGUUAGUUAGAAAUGACAUAUAAUUGGAAAAACACUCUAAUUUAGCUUAAUGACGUCAUAAUUGAUGUUUCAUCCCAGCACUGAGAGCAUUCAUGCUCGUUUCCCUUAGAGAAAUGGGCAAAAUGGUUACAAAACAAUGAAAUUAUAUAUAGAUUAUUUCACCGUUUCAAAUGAUGAGUUUACCAGAAUAUAAUUAGCCAUUAUUUUUUAAUAAAACCAACAGAAAGCACAAAAUAAAAAUAUAUAUAAUCACAUGUGUGAUUGUUAGAUGUCUAUUUUCUACAUUUUAUUUUCAUGAGAUGAUUUAUAUAUAUAACUUAUACCGGUAUCAUUAUUCUUCCAUUAGGGCACACAUGUAUAUUUGGGUGAUGGCAGUUCAUUCCUGGGCUAACAAUGACUAUGUUCAACACUAGUUUCCUCAAAUAAAAUGAAUGAUUAUUUGAACCUGUCAAAGUAAUCCCAUAACUGUUAUUCAAUAAGGGCAAUUGUAUUUUAUAAUAACUGAUUUGUUACAAAAUAAAUUGCUUACCCAUGGAUUCAUAGGUUCUUUACUUGCUUAUACACCAGGUACAUGUGUACCUUAAAUGUGUUAGUGCACAAGUGAUUUUAUAUCAUUUUCAUGUGUCAGGUAUAUAGGUUGCAAAAAAAUCAUUAGCCAUAUUUUCUUGAUAUCAAAUGUACAGUUUCCUACGUGUUCAUUCUGUAAAGUACAAGUUCCGAUUUUAACUGUGGAAUUAAUUAUGAUAUACUUAUAAUGUGAUUUUUAUUAGUUUAGUUUGCAAGAUAAUUCAUUAUAUGAAUGGGAACUCUAUUUUUAAUCAUUUGUGCUAAUAUCAUAAUGGCAAAUCUUAGGAAAUAACUUUCAUGAACAUCAUCGCACAAAAAGUAUAAAAGUGAAUAGCUUUGAAGCAGAUUGUGAGUGUUUAUGAAUACCGGUAAAGUAAUUCUUAAAACCAGCAUUUUAAAAGCUAGUGUUGAUCACUAGAUUUUUUUUUUUAUUGAUUUUAUGUUAUGUUUCAAUGUAUUUGAUGCAUUGUAUAUUGCAACUGUGUUGUCACCUUUUACUGUAUACCGGUACCUUGAUUUAUUUUACUGUUGUUGUUGUAAAUUUUUAGGAGUAUUUCAUUUAUACAUGUACAACCAUUUAUUGUAGCAAAUGUGUUUAUGCCAUUUACCGAAAAAGUUCCAUCGCUUCAUACAUGUAUUUACAUCGGUAGAUACUUUGUGUAAGGUUAUUCACUUUAAAAACUUAUCAUAAUAAAGA
This is a messenger RNA of Mya arenaria, 9668 nucleotides long. RefSeq names its product ecdysone-induced protein 78C-like. The transcript is spliced from 8 exons. Bases 313 to 1833 code for a protein of 506 amino acids. Gene Ontology annotation, biological process: regulation of DNA-templated transcription. NCBI's taxonomy places the organism in Eukaryota, Metazoa, Mollusca, Bivalvia, Myida, Myidae. Gene Ontology annotation, molecular function: zinc ion binding; nuclear receptor activity; sequence-specific DNA binding. The record is from RefSeq and is a predicted model, not a curated record.